This is a messenger RNA of Babesia ovata, 4203 nucleotides long. RefSeq lists its product as uncharacterized. The coding region runs from base 1 to 4203 and encodes 1400 amino acids. The record is from RefSeq and is a predicted model, not a curated record. NCBI's taxonomy places the organism in Eukaryota, Apicomplexa, Aconoidasida, Piroplasmida, Babesiidae. The transcript is spliced from 2 exons.
AUGUUUCGAGAAGAGGUCGUCGCGGCGGUGUUUGCGGCUCACGAGGGGAGCUAUGUGGCCACUCAGCGGCUACAGCAGCUCGUGGAGUGCCGCGACGACCCUGCGGACCCCGCACUGGCACUUGAGCUGCAGCGUCAGCUUGCUCUUGCCUACGACGCCCUGAUAUCGCUAACGCAGCUAUCGCACAACAGUCGGGAUGAGGCCGUGCUGGCGUUCGUUUCGACGAAGGGCGCGGCGGCGACGCGCGAGAACUACAUCGAGUGCGUCGACCUGCUGCGCUUCUACGGCUUCACGCUGCUCGUCAAGUUCGUGGAGAACCACUGGCACCGCCUGCCCGACGAGCUGCGGCGCCGCUGCAAGGGGGACGUGGAGCGCCUGUUUUCCUGCGGGCGCGGGGACUCCACGGUCGCGGCGGAGUACAAUGCGCUGGCGGCCCCCAAGGUAUCGCAAUAUGUCGCCACCAUCGCCAUCAGGGAGUGGCCGGUGAGUUGGCACGAGUUCAUCCCCCUGUGUCUGCAGUCGCUAAAUGCGCGAUUCGCCUCGCUGGGCGGCAAGGCCAACGAGUGCAAGCAGACUUUGGCCGAGUUGUGCAUUUUCGGAGGGCUGCUGUCGGAGAUAUCGGUCGACAUCACCGACUGCAUGGAUAACAAGGUGCUCUACAAGAAGCGCACCCAGAUCCUGGGGCUGUUCCAAAACCACAUCUGCGAGAUUUUCCUGAUGAUUCACCGUGUCAUCGUGCUUGGGAUGUUGAACGGGCAGCCACAAAUCCUGCAAAUGGUCAUCUCAAUAUUCCGCAACCUAUCGGGGAUCAUGGACGGCUUCGUGUUCGUGGAGUUCGACGUGGACGACUUCCUCCGAGCCAACAUGGACGUCAGCAACCGUUCGGACGUGAUCCAGACGCUGCAUAACAUUUGCACCAACGUGGUGCGCAAGCCGCUGAAGAACAUGCCCAAGAAUCCGGAUUUCGAGCUAUCGAACGACACUUACAAGGGCAAGCUGGAUCGUUUUGUGCGCAACCUCGUGUCGGUGGGAGAGUCGAUGCCGCUGGAUUGCUCCCUCGAGACGGCCUGCGACCAGCUGCAGCUGACUCAGGCCAUCAAGGUGCUGUUCGAGCGCAACGGCGGCUACGUUCUGACGAAUUUAGAUGCCGAAUCGCUCAAGAUAUUGGUCGAGUACCUGCAGGGCCACCUGGUGAUGCACCCGUCGAUGCAGAUCGCAACGUGCGCUGUGACGGCGCUGAACGUGAUGCUUCGCCGCGUCGGCACAUUAGGAGAAGCUCGUCUGUGCGGCGAAUACCGCUCCGGAGUAUUCGUCCCCAACCCCUGCGUGCGUUGGCUUGACCACCGCCGCAUGUUGCUGGUUCUGUUCGUGCGAUGCCUGAAAAUGGGCAACACCGCACUGUCGGAAAAUUCCGAUAAUCCCAGCUCUUCAUCCACCAUCGACGACUUCAUUGCCGAGUCCGUCGGCACCUUCCAGGUGCGGUCGCAGCGGUGGUCUAAACUGCUGUUUGCAUACGUGCCCAUCGACGACGAGUUUUGCGUGGGCCAACUGAAGAACUUCGACCCACGUUUCGCUGCACUUCGCUCAGCGAUUCUGAAUUGCGUCUCGAUGCUCUGCACGGUGAGCCACGACUACAUGAACGCCUGCAUCAAGGCGCUGGCGGACAUCUUCACCACCGCCCAGCGCGUGGUGAUGGAUUCGCCAUGCGUGCAUGCAGCGAGCAUGUGCACGAUGCAGAACAUUUCGGAAAAGCGUCUACAGUGGACUUGCAAGAAGCUGGUGCUGUUCGACGGUACAUGUUUCAUGUUCGAGGCUGCGCUAUCCCGGUUGCGUGGCGCUACCAUCGACGUGACGACGACCGUCGACACCACAAAGACUCCUGAAUGGAUGCAGCCGGCUGCUGCGAAUGGCGUGCUGCAGGCUGCACAAGCCAAGGCUGGUGGGAACAUGGUAGACACGUGGAUAUCCAGUGCGCUGACCUACCUUCUGCAUAUGUUGGGCCUGCAGCUGCCCAGCGUGCACGGCGCACAACUCGAGGUCCGCCGAUUAAGUAUGCUCUCAAGCUCGGCAAUUCUGCUGCUUUACAACGCCGAACCAACGGAACGCAUCUUGGAGUACGUAGUUGGCCUCUUGUUGGUCCAGGGUGCAGAUGACGGGCAAGUCACCAAGGUACACCGAGCUGCUCUUGUGACCCUGAUAUCGCUAUGCAAGAGCUGCUCAGCCCUGGUGUCGGCUUAUGUCGAACCUAUCGUACGGCGUAUUCGACAGUGUUUGAAUCUGGCUGAGGAUGAAUCUGCAAGAGACUUGCUGUUGGAGUCCUUGGUGGCACUGACGUCAUGCCUGCAGAAUUUCGAGACGCAGCGGAGGUUGACCAACGAAAUUAUCGCACCUUACGUAGACAACAUCAGCGCUCUCGCGACCAAAGUGUCGUCAGUGAAACUCGAAGAGCGGCCGGCGAUGCUGUUUGCAUUCUUGUACGGGAAUGGCCCUCACCCAUCUACGGCCUCUGGGAGUCCUUCCCGCGAGGCGUCGGAUGAGGAAUCUUUGGACCGCAGGCGCCGCAACUUACGUCGUGUUUUCACGAUGUCGUUAUCGAUAAUACGAUGCUGCGUUGUUCCAAACAGCCCGGAAGAUCGCAACAAGGGCAACAACGCCGAACGAGCUCCUGUGCGCCACCCACUGGAGGAUCGCCUACUCGAUAUCUUCGUAUCGACAUGUACGAUUCUUCGUGCGCUGUCGGGGAUGUGGAGACCAGGAUUUAGGACACAGGACGAUUGGAGGAAGGUGGUAUUGAGCCCCGGUGAGGAGGAAUGGAUAUCGCUGCAGGGGUUCAACGAGGCGAUCGCCACUGAAGAGAGCCUGCGUCGUCUGGUUGAGUCGGUGUUCAGCAUUCCAUCCAACAUGGAUACAAAGUUGGUUAGGAAAUGCCGCCGCCACGACUUCCUGCUGCGCCAAUCUGCGCUGAAAUUAUGUGGUGAAAUUUUCGCCACCGCCAUCACCUUCAAGAUCGACCUGGUGCCGCCCGCGGAAUCUGUUAUUACGGAGGCGCUGGUCGAACCGCUGGAGUGGAUCUCGAUGUCACACCUUGCGCAGUACCUGAAAUUCGCUCUGGUGCCGUCAAAGCUGUCGCUGCGCAAUGUGUUAUCCAAGGUCAUAUCAACCAUUUCGGAGCGCAUCAACUCUGAGUGGAAGGCUCUGAAUCGUCUGCAGCGCAACCUGCUAGCCGGCGACGAAGGCGCUUCGCCAAAUCAUAGCGCAGAGUCGCGGAUACUUCAUCUGUACUACCUGCGUGUGUACGCCUCCAUCGAGACUGGUUUGCAGUUGAUGUCGCUGGUGGCAACGGCUUUCCGUAUUCGGUGUUCGCAUGCCAUGGAAAAUGAAAGCGAAGCAGGAUCUGAUGAGGUAGUGAUGAUGGGCACCCCCGGGAGCGAGCAGGUGUCUGUGGUAUUUGGAUCUCGUGAGCUGCUCACGUGUAUCCUGCAAUGCCUCUGCAGUGCGCUGUGUUGGCCGCACUGCCGCUGCGUGACUGAGGCCCUGCGGUUGCUACGCACGUACGCGAAGAUCGCGCCGACAAUGGACUCGUAUUCCGUCAGCAUCGCGGAGUCGUUUGCGUCCGAGGUGCUUCUGGUGCUGCACAAGCAGCUGAGGAUAGAGCGUACUUUCGACCCGCUGAACCUCGGCAACGACGAGGGGCACGGUUCAACCACCACGGCCUACAAGCGGUUCUGGUCCAACACCCGCGACGGCAGCACCAACUACAUCAAGGAGUUCGUGAACACGAUGAGCACCUUCUACGAGUGUCUGGUUAAAUGCCAACCUGGCGUCACAGGCGUGUUGAACCAGGGCGAGAUAAACGUGCAAGCUCUGCUUCGCUUCAGCUCGGUCGUCGAGUCCGUGAAACUGCUGACGCCGUACCUGCAAGAGCACGAGUGCCUGAACUUUCUGACCAAGAUCAUCUCACAUAACUCCGUCGAGUCACGGGCCCUGCUGCAGGCUGGGAUCGAGGCGAAUGUUCUGGUAAGCUACGGUGAUGCGCGAAUGACAGUGUUGAAGGAUCAGAAUGCGCGUGCGAACGCGAAGCUGCUCCAGUUCAGUGCAAGCAUAUUGGAGACACGGUCGGCGAUGGAGAUCGAGCGAGCCGGUUCAGCGGAAUCCGACGAUGAAUUCCUGGGGUCUGACAUAGCGUACCUGUUGUUUGAGUAG